CUUGGCUCGAGACGGCUUUGAUUUUUUUUAUUUUUUUUAUUAUUUUUUUUGGGGGGGGGGGGGCUUUUUGAUUUUUCCCUCGUUGAGAGAAAAACGCGAAUCAUCCGCAGAGUAAAUCCUGCGCAUCGCGUCCGACCGGACCGACAGCGGCCGAGCCAGAAAGUCGACUCCCGGUCCAGGAGCGCAAAGGAACAUGAUCUGAGCCAGAAACCCUGCAAACCGACCCAUUCACAGGAACAGGAUGAAUCUCCACGUGUUGGACCCCGCUUCUGUUGUCGUCCUGCUCUGGGCCCUGUGCGCCACGGUGAGGAGCCACUGUGAUAAAUCAUCUGAGAGCGGCAAGCUUAACCUCUCGGUCACCUACAACCUCCCCACGUUCACCGCUGACUUCCCCGUCCAGAACAUGGUGACGCUGAACGGAGUUGUAUACGUGGGGGCCGUCAACCGGAUCUACGCUCUCUCCCCGGACCUCGAGAAGCUGUCCGAGUUCCACACGGGGCCGCUGUUCGGGAACCAGACCUGCGGCCGGAAGCAGGACAGCGCGGGACACGCCGCCAGGGUCGAUAACCGCAACGUAGCCCUGCUGGUGGAGACCAUCUACGACAAGGGACUGUUCAGCUGUGGCUCGGCGGAUCACGGCGUUUGCCGCCGCCAUGUCCUGGAUGACGGCACCGGCCUGAAAACGGUGGACAACGACGUCUACUGCUUUUCAGACUACAAGGACCGGGGAGAACACAGCGAUCCGAACCGUGUGAUCAGCCCCGCCGGUUCCCAGGUGCUCAAUGUGGAGAGCAACGUCAUCCAUUUCUUUGUCGGGAACUCCGAGAUCCCAGGUCUGGGGAACAUAUCCCGGGCGACCCCCACGCCCCACACCAUCUCUGUGCGAAAGAUGAAGACGAGCCAGAACGGUUUCACCUUCUUCUCCGACCGCUCGUACAUCGACUUGAUUCCAUCGCUGCGUGGAAGCUACUACCUGCGCUACGUCCACUCGUUCCACAGCGGACCCUUCACCUACUUUCUCACCGUGCAGCGGGUGAGCCGGGACUCCCAGGCCUACCACACCCGCAUAGUCCGCAUGUGUUCCUCAGACCUGGAGAUCCGACGCUACGUGGAGAUGCCUCUCGAAUGCAUCAGCACUCCCAAGAGGCGCAAACGCUCCACGGAGGCCUUGAUGGUGUUCAACGUGCUGCAGGCAGCGCACGUCGCCAAAGUGGGCAGCGACCGCGAGCUGCAGAAGCAGCUGACGGUGGACGAGGACGACGAUGUGCUCUUCGCCGCCUUCGCCAGGAGCAAGCCGAAUUCCCCGGAGCCCACCGCCAACUCGGCCAUCUGCGUCAUCUCUCUGAAACACAUCAACAACCUCUUCAAGAAGUACAUGCAGAUGUGCAACACGAGGGACCCCUAUCACUUCACCGGGUCCGAUGAGAAGGCUUGCUACAAUGUGAGUUCAUCAGAUGACUGCGGCCUGCACGAGGGAAUCCGUGAAGGGAAAGAGGGAGAGUACCGCCUGGAGGUAACCCAGGGCGUCCAAAGGCUGGAAUACUGGUACAAGCAGCUGACCAACACUUUGGUUACCUCCAUCACCGUGGUACCGGUCCACGGCCACCCUGUGGCCUACCUGGGCACUGCUGACGGACGCCACAUACAGGUGCUGUUUUCGCGGGACGCCUUGGCACAUGUGGACAUACGUCUAGACAGUCAGCCCGUCUCCCCGAGUGUGGCCCUGCUGGACCCCCAGAGCCCCAGCGGGUCCCUGCUGCUAGCAACAGGAAACAAGAUCACCAAGGUCCCUCUGAUUGGCCCCGGCUGUGGUCAGCUGAUGACCUGCACUUCCUGUCUUCUGUCGUCGGCGACUACAGGCUGUGGCUGGUGUGAUGGGCGCUGCGCCAGAGCAAACCAGUGUCCUUCCUCCGACUGGACUCAGGAUCACUGCACCCCCGUUAUCACGAAGAUCUUGCCGGCAUCGGGCCCUUUACAAGGGUCCACGGUCGUGACGGUGUGCGGACGCAACUUCGGCUUCGAUAAGACCAUGAGCUUCAAGGCCUCGCUGGUGAAAGUGGAGGUGUCUGGAGCUACCUGCAAGCUCUCCAGACAGGACCAUGUUAAUAGGUGGACUGAGCUGCAGUGUUCCCCCAUGUCCAGUGGCAACUUCACUCCCUCGGGACGCACGGUCAAGGUCACCAGCGGCCACAAAGUAGCCCAGACGGAGGGCUUCUCCUAUGUGCAUCCAGUGAUCAUGGAGAUCUUCCCGGAGUUCGGGCCCAAGGCGGGGGGAACCAUGCUGACCAUCAGAGGAGCUUUCCUGGACACCGGCAACCGGAGAGAGGUGACUGUGGGGAAGAACGCCUGUAAGAUCCAGAGCAUGUCGUCCGGCAUGCUGACCUGUAAGACCCCGCCCAACGUGGACCCCUCCAAGCAGCCGGUGAAGCUGACGGUGGACUCGGUUGAGCUGCUCGCCCCGGUGCCUUUCACCUACAACGAAGACCCCGUCAUCAACAGCAUCCAGCCGUCGCGCUCCUUCAUCAGCGGAGGCUGCACGGUGUCGGCUCACGGCUUCUUCCUCCGGUCCGGCCUCCAGCCCCAGAUGGUCCUCACCACCGCUCACGACGCAGAGGUCUUCCAUGUGAGCUGCGUGUUCAGUGAGAACCGGACGUCCAUCCAGUGCACCACGCCCUCCCUGGCCAAGCUGGCCCUGCAGCCCCCGGUGGUCACCAAGGUGGCCUUUGUUCUGGACGGCUUCUCCACCUCCCAGUGGGACCUGAUCUACGUGGAGGAUCCUCUCUUCCAGGACCCCAAGCUCACGUCCAAGGACAACAAGAGCAUCGUGGAACUCAAGGGGGACCAUAUGGACAGGGAGGCGAUGAAGUGUCAGGUGCUGACGGUGUCCAACCACAGCUGUGAGAGUCUGACGCUGGUGGGGAACACGCUGGAGUGCACCGUCCCCAACGAGCUGCAGGCCGCUGCAGCCACCAAGGAGCUGCAGGUGGAGUGGCAUCAGGCGGACACCAUCAGGCACCUGGGCAAGGUGACGCUGGCCCAGGAGCAGGACUACACGGGCCUCAUCGUGGGCUGCGUCUGCGUCAGCCUGCUGCUGAUGCUGCUGGGAUCUCUGCUGAUGUGGCGAAACAACAAGCACAUCGACGAUCUGUCUGAGGUGUGGUAUGAUGGCCGGGCUCACAUCCAGCACCUGGACAGGCUGGCUAACGCGCGGAGUGUCAGCCCCACUAAUGAGCUGGUCUCCCACGAGUCGGUGGACUAUAGAACCACCCUGCUAGAGGACCAGGGCGCUGAGAGGCCCGAGACCUGCCGGGGGGCUCCCCCCAUCUAUGGGGGCAAUGGGGAGCUUCUGUCCCCCAGGUUGGGGGUGCUGGGAACAGGCAUGGGGAUGGGGAUGGGGAUGGGGUCAGAGGGGGAGCUGAUGUCACCCCUGCUGAUGGCACCGGUCCACAUCGACCCGUCCUGCCUCCACCCAGACCUGCUGAAGGAGGUGCAGCAUGUGGUGAUUGCCCGGGAGCACCUCCUGCUCCACCUUAACCAAGUCAUUGGCAGAGGUCACUUUGGUUGUGUGUUUCAUGGAACGCUGCUGGAGCCUGACGGUCAGAAGCAACACUGUGCCGUGAAGUCCCUGAACCCCCCCAAGUCGGACGUGUGGUCGUUCGGAGUGCUGCUGUGGGAGCUGAUGACCCGAGGAGCUCCGCCCUACUCGGACGUUAACUCCUUCGACAUCACCGUCUUCCUCCUUCAGGGAAGGAGGCUCUUACAGCCGGAGUUCUGCCCGAUUUACACGGUGAUGAUCGAGUGCUGGCACCCCAAGCCGGAGAGGCGCCCCACCUUCUCGGAGCUGGUGUCUCGCAUCUCCAACAUCUUCUCCAGCUUCAGCGGCGAGCACUACGUGCUGCUCAACACCACCUACGUCAACAUCGACAAGAUGAGCCCUUACCCGUCCCUCCUCGCCCCCUCCAACUCCUCCUCGUCCACUUCCUCCAACCCCUCCGCCUCCGCCUCGCUGCCCUCCCCCUCGCACGUCAGCCGGCUACAGCGGGAGUGCUGCACCUGAGGGGGACAAACAGCAGACGGAUGGGGAGAGAGAGAGAGAGAGAGGACUCAGAGUGAA
Molecule: messenger RNA, 4114 nt
Organism: Lampris incognitus (smalleye Pacific opah)
Lineage: Eukaryota; Metazoa; Chordata; Actinopteri; Lampriformes; Lampridae
Gene: met
Product: MET proto-oncogene, receptor tyrosine kinase
Exons: 19
Coding region: 242-4057 (1271 amino acids)
Biological process (GO): regulation of cell shape; positive regulation of axonogenesis; protein phosphorylation
Cellular component (GO): semaphorin receptor complex
Molecular function (GO): protein tyrosine kinase activity; ATP binding; protein binding
Source: RefSeq, a predicted model, not a curated record